CCAGCUGUAUAAUAACCAGCCAGUUGAGCAGCCACUGGUUCCAGUAGCCACCCUCUGUCAACACGGGGAUCCGCCGGGCUUUCCGGACACAUCAGCGCUCAGCAUCACGCAGCCAGUCUGCCGAGGCGCACCGGGGCGUCCAUGUGUUGCGCGCUUUUGUCCACUUGAAAAUUUGUUCCUACUUGAGCCCAGACUCGCCGCACCGGAGGCACCUUGGCUGAUUUGCAGUGUUUUCAUUCAUCAUCAUGCAAGGAAAAGGCACAUUUGUCAGCCCCUUCCACAGACCGCGCUGUCUGGCGGCAGCGGCGCCGGCGGGGAAAGCGAAAUUAACUCAUCCGGGAAAGGCGAUUUUAGCAGGUGGAAUUGCAGGUGGAAUCGAGAUCUGCAUCACCUUCCCAACAGAGUAUGUGAAGACCCAAUUACAGCUGGAUGAGAAGGCCAACCCCCCCAAAUACAAGGGAAUAGGUGACUGUGUGAAGCAGACGGUACAGCAUCACGGUGUCAGAGGACUGUACAGAGGACUCAGCUCACUGCUCUACGGAUCCAUACCCAAGUCGGCUGUCAGGUUCGGGGUCUUUGAAUUUCUCAGUAACUACGCGAGGGAUGAGACUGGCCGUCUGGACAGCACCAGAGGCCUGCUGUGUGGGCUGGGGGCCGGCGUGAUGGAGGCUGUCGUAGUGGUCUGUCCCAUGGAAACGAUCAAGGUUAAAUUCAUCCAUGACCAGACGUCAGCCAACCCCAAAUACAGGGGCUUCUUCCACGGAGUCAGAGAGAUCAUCAGACAGCAAGGUUUGAGAGGGACGUACCAGGGCCUCACAGCCACCAUCCUCAAACAGGGAUCCAACCAGGCCAUUCGCUUUUAUGUGAUGACCUCUUUGAGGAACUGGUACAAAGGUAAUGACACCAAUAAGUCUAUUAAUCCUGUGGUGACUGGCACGUUUGGAGCCAUAGCUGGAGCUGCCAGUGUGUUUGGAAACACCCCAUUAGAUGUCAUCAAGACCAGGAUGCAGGGUCUGGAGGCUCAUAAAUACAAAAGCACACUGGACUGUGCAAUGAAGAUCCUGAGACAUGAGGGUGUAACAGCUUUCUAUAAAGGGACAGUUCCCCGGCUGGGCCGUGUGUGUCUGGAUGUGGCCAUCGUCUUCAUCAUCUACGAGGAGGUGGUGAAGGCUCUGAAUGUGGUCUGGAAGACAAACUGAGAUGCUGCAGCAGAGCGGGAAGCAGAAGUUUGCUGCUUCCCAGCCCUCGGGCACAGAUCCAAGAUCAGUAAAUCUGUUCCUUAACAUAAACCUGGCCUUUUUGGCGGUAGAACAGAGAGCUAAACUUGGAUCGGUGUCUUGGCACAACUUAACAUGCUACACUGAGCAACACUGAGCUUCACAGGGCAACAGUGAGCCUCUUAACCCUCAACAUAUUGUGAGAGCAGAGGCUCAGUGAGGCCUAUACCUGGUCUUUCAGUCUUUGAAAGCUUUGUGUAGAGCUCCAUUGAUUCUCAGCACCAAGGCACCUAACAAGACUGGGACCAUUAUCAUUUUUAGUAAUCCACAGCUAUUUUACGACAUUUACUGCGAGUACGCAGGUAUCAUGCUGUAUUUUCUUGAGUUAGUGUUGCUCUCUGUCUCUUCCUGUGUGCCUAAAAUGGCUUGAAGGCCAGAGGAGCCAGACUGCAGUUUACAGUCACAUGAACUGUAGUAACAUCCAUUACUAAGCCUUUAAUACAAUGAUUUUGAGUUUACGAUAUGCUAAUUAUUUUUAUACAAUGCAGAUUCUAAUUUAGUUUACUAACAACAUUAUAGUUUUAUUGUAAAGUCUAAUAUAUUUUCUUCCUGUGCCAAAUGCCAAACCCACUAUACCUAUGAAGGUGUGUACAAAGUAAGAAAAACAAGACAGAGCAGCCUAAUGAGCUUAUUAACAGAAGAGCAAGUGGUAUUAUUAUAAGUUUAAGAAGAAACUGUAAUAUACUUUGAUGUAUUUAUUGAAAGCAUGAAUGUUGAAUAUCUAUGCGGUUGAGAGACCAUUUGCUGUUGACUCGUGCAGUGUUAAGUUUUUUGAAUCACGUUUGCGUGUUUUACUGGACAUGGGUAGGUUUAGUAACUUACUUUCACUGUGUCUUUCACUGUGACUCGAAACAAUCCGACAACACUGAGUCAAACUGACGACCUAACCUCAGACCUUUACCCUGCCAUGGUAGCGCUGCAGUACAUCGCGGUUACAGUAGUAUUUCAGGUGAUUUCAUAAACCCAGGUUCCUGCCUGUGUGUCUUCUGUGUAGAUCAGCCGUCACAGAGACUCCUCCGUAUAUAGAGAUUAUAGAGUUUUCCAUCGCCUCCAUUCCACGUACAUUCCCUACAUACCAGCUGUUGUCAGCAGAUUCAGAACCCACGGUCAUUCCUGUUCUGUUCUGAUGCCAUUUUUUUUUCAUUCAGGGAUUGCUUUUACUUUAAUGUUUUUUAUUAUUAUCAUUUUGUCACUGCCUCGAUCACAUGUGCCUUUCGCUGAUCUGUUGUUUGGUAACUGCGACUAGAGAUUUAUCCUCGCCUGUCCAUCUGGAUCCCACUGACUCUAACCAAACUCUAAUUGUAUUUAUUAGUGAUUUCUGCGGUCAAUCAUGUAGUUUUUUCUUCUUUUUAUAAUAACCAGUUGUCAUGUGUUGUGCGUGUACUUGUGCCAUCGCAAGUAAAUGUGAAAGCAGUCAGAAUCUGUAUGUGUUGCUGUGAAGGUUGUGUUAUAAUAACGGAUGGAUUUUAUUUUAUUUCUGGGUUUGGUAAAAAAAAAAAAAAAAAGUUUGUUUUUGUGUGUGUUUACUGUUGCUUAUGUUUCCUGCUGCCAGAUUACUGAGACAAAAUGUUAUUGUCAUAGCAAAUGAAAGUCAGUUUAUCUCCAUGGCUGUGUGUUUGAGUGUGUGUAUGUGUGUGUGUGUGGCACUCUGUGGGUUCUUGUGCAAUAAACACCACCAUCCCCCUCUCCUUGUCCAUGCUUAAUCUAAAGUCUU
Myripristis murdjan (pinecone soldierfish) is the source of this 2991-nucleotide messenger RNA. Its product is annotated as tricarboxylate transport protein B, mitochondrial. Gene Ontology annotation, molecular function: citrate secondary active transmembrane transporter activity. Gene Ontology annotation, biological process: mitochondrial citrate transmembrane transport. Gene Ontology annotation, cellular component: mitochondrion. The coding region runs from base 246 to 1199 and encodes 317 amino acids. The record is from RefSeq and is a predicted model, not a curated record. The transcript is spliced from 9 exons. Lineage: Eukaryota; Metazoa; Chordata; Actinopteri; Holocentriformes; Holocentridae.